AUGGCAGGCAGCAGCCCUGCGCAGAAGCGAUGGGAAUUGGAGAAUAGCAUCCAGAAUAUUGAGGGAUCCGAUGCAUAUUACGUGUACGAUGGUGCAGAGCAGCAGGCACUGCAACAUCAGAAACCUUGGACGAAAGAUCCACACUACUUCAAGCAUGUUCGGAUAUCUGCACUAGCACUGCUGAAAAUGGCCAUGCACGCCAAGUCUGGCGGAAACCUGGAGAUCAUGGGCAUGCUGUAUGGCAAAAUCCAGGACGAUGCUUUCAUCGUGGUCGACGCGUUUGCAUUGCCAGUGGAAGGCACAGAGACCCGAGUGAACGCUCAGGCUGAAGCCUAUGAGUUCAUGGUGGAUUUCAAUGAGAGCACUAAGGUGGUGGGGCGCUUGGAGAACAUGGUGGGCUGGUAUCACAGCCACCCGGGGUACGGCUGCUGGCUGUCCGGCAUAGAUGUGUCCACCCAGUCAAUCCAGCAGCAGUACCAGGAGCCCUUCCUGGCCAUCGUCGUCGACCCUCACCGCACCAUCGCAGCUGGCAAGGUCGAGAUCGGCGCGUUCCGCACAUACCCAGAGCACUACAAGCCGCCGGAUGAGCCGCCGUCAGAGUACCAGACGAUCCCGCUGAGCAAGAUCGAGGACUUUGGCGUGCACUGCAAGUCCUACUACAGCCUCGACAUCACGUUCUUCAAGUCCAGCAUUGACGCCGGCCUGCUCGACCUGCUCUGGGCCAAGUACUGGGUCAACACUCUGGCAUCCUCCCCGCUCUUGUCCACCCGCGACCUCACCGCUGGCCAGAUCAAGGACAUUGCGGAGAAGCUGGAAGCGUGUGAGGGCCAGGUGGCACAAGGUGGCGCAAGGUCGCGCUUCUCUGGCACGAGCGACAAGAAGCAGACGGCGGCUGACCAGCAGCUGCACAAGAUCUGCUGCGACGCGAACAAGCUUGCCCUGGAGCACAUCAAGGGUGUCAGCGCACAGGUUGUCAAGGACAUCCUGUUCAACCGCACUAUCACGCCGAGCACGCAACCCACACCACAAGCUACCCCCAUGGAGUCCUAG
Coccomyxa subellipsoidea C-169 is the source of this 1050-nucleotide messenger RNA. RefSeq names its product Mov34-domain-containing protein. Gene Ontology annotation, cellular component: COP9 signalosome; cytoplasm. The transcript has 6 exons. Gene Ontology annotation, molecular function: deNEDDylase activity; protein binding; metallopeptidase activity. The record is from RefSeq and is a predicted model, not a curated record. Lineage: Eukaryota; Viridiplantae; Chlorophyta; Trebouxiophyceae; Coccomyxaceae. Gene Ontology annotation, biological process: protein deneddylation. The coding region runs from base 1 to 1050 and encodes 349 amino acids.